Molecule: messenger RNA, 660 nt
Organism: Cordyceps fumosorosea ARSEF 2679
Lineage: Eukaryota; Fungi; Ascomycota; Sordariomycetes; Hypocreales; Cordycipitaceae
Product: 60S ribosomal protein L24
Exons: 3
Coding region: 1-660 (219 amino acids)
Biological process (GO): ribosomal large subunit biogenesis
Cellular component (GO): nucleolus
Source: RefSeq, a predicted model, not a curated record
AUGCGCAUCGAAGACUGCUCGUUCUGCGGACGACCCUCAUACCCGUCCAAGGGUAUUACUUUUAUACGAAAUGACGCAAAGCAGCCAGAAAAGCCUUAUCCGCCCCCGACCAUCCUCCCACUGACCCUCCCCGCCCCUCUCCCAGGAAAAUCGUUCCGAUUCUGCCGAUCCAAGUGCCACCGCAACUUCAAGAUGAAGCGCAACCCGCGCAAGCUCAAGUGGACCAAGGCGUACCGCCGCAACGCCGGCAAGGAGAUGGUCGUCGACAGCACGCUGCUCUUCAGCCAGCGGCGCAACGAGCCCGUGCGCUACGACCGGGAUCUGGUGGCACGCACGCUCGAGGCGAUGCGGCGCGUCAGCGAGGUGCGGCAGCGCCGCGAGCGCGCCUUCUACAAGCGCCGCAUGGCGGGCAAGCGCGCGCGCACGCUCGCGGCCGCGCACGACCUGGUCAGCAAGAACGCGCACCUGCUGCCGCGGAUGCGCGGCAGCGAGAAGAAGGCGCUGGCGGAGCGCGCGGCGGCCGGCGAGGACGUCGACGUCGAGGCCGAGGAGGAGCGCGCGACGCGCACGAACAAGACCAAGGCGUUCGGCGUGGAGAAGCGCAGGCUGCGCAUGCGCGAGGACGGCGGCGUCGAGGCGGAGGCCAUGGACAUGGACUGA